Messenger RNA from Haliotis rufescens (red abalone), 436 nucleotides. RefSeq lists its product as uncharacterized. The record is from RefSeq and is a predicted model, not a curated record. Bases 14 to 322 code for a protein of 102 amino acids. The transcript has 5 exons. NCBI's taxonomy places the organism in Eukaryota, Metazoa, Mollusca, Gastropoda, Lepetellida, Haliotidae.
GCCUAAUGCAUAAAUGUAUAAAAACCCGAGGCCUCAGUCCGCGAGGCCUCAGUCAUACAUAGUCAGUAACGUCGGCGAUCUGCUCAGAAGCAAGAUGAAAUCGGCUACGUUGUUGAUGCUGCUGUUCGCCUGUAUUGUUCCUAUAACAGCAGGACGAGUCAAGAAAGAACCAGGACUGUUCUGCGUGCAUUGCUGUGGACCGCCGCCAUGUUGCAACUACUGCGGUCGGAAGAAGAGGUCCUCCCAGUCUUUACUGGCUGACGCGCUUUUGGGGAAGAGAGCCAAAGCCUUGCAGCAGCCCGAGGGAAUGGACAAAUUCUAAGAAAAACCCUCAAGCUGUACACUAAAUAUGCACUGCUCAGACUCCUGACUGUAUCUGUACUGAACAUCAUCAGAUGAAAUAAACAUGGUCAGCAUUGUGUACCUCUUGCAGUCA